AUGUGGCGCAUGCGUGGUGCCGCCGCCAGGAGCUGGGGCUGCGGCGGCGACGGCGGCGAUGGCGAUGGCGGGGGUAGCUGUGGUCGUGGGCAGGAGCGUUCGGGCCGGGCACUCGGAGGGGCUGGUGGAGGCGGCUGCUGCUGCCGUGGUGGUUGGCGAGGCCGCGCGGGCGGGGCCCGCCAGCAGCUGGAGGAACGGUUCGCGGACCUGGCCGCAAGCCACCAAGAGGCGAUCCGCGCACGGGAUGAGAGAGACCGGCAGAACGCGCGGCUCCGCGAGGAGAACGGGCGCCUGCGGCUCGAGAACCGGCGGCUGAAGCGCGAGAACCGUAGCCUUUUCCGGCAGGCGUUGCAGCGUCAGGAUGAGGAGCAGUCCGGGGAUUCCGUGCAGGCCGCCCCAACCGCGGCUGGGGGAGGGGAGCACCUCGAGGCCAACCCUGAGGAGGAGGAAGGAGUCGCUCGAGAGGCCCGCGCCCACGCUCGGGCUGUCGGGGCCGACAAGAAGGAACGGAGAGUAGGAGGUGGCCCAGACGAGCCCGGGAGUCCCAGGGCUCUGAGGGCCCGCCUCGAGAGGCUGGAGGCCAUGUACCGACGGGCCCUGCUGCAGCUGCACCAGGAACAGCAAUGGCAGCACAGGCGGCCCCAGGCCCAGAAAGCAGAGGCCGACGAGGAAGAACAGCGGCUUCAGCUGGAGAUCCGAGCUCCAGAUCCCGCACCCCUCCUCUAG
Monodelphis domestica (gray short-tailed opossum) is the source of this 726-nucleotide messenger RNA. It is a transcript of the gene TUSC1, whose product is annotated as tumor suppressor candidate 1. The record is from RefSeq and is a predicted model, not a curated record. NCBI's taxonomy places the organism in Eukaryota, Metazoa, Chordata, Mammalia, Didelphimorphia, Didelphidae.